Emiliania huxleyi CCMP1516 is the source of this 1590-nucleotide messenger RNA. RefSeq lists its product as hypothetical. The transcript has 4 exons. NCBI's taxonomy places the organism in Eukaryota, Haptophyta, Isochrysidales, Noelaerhabdaceae. The coding region runs from base 1 to 1590 and encodes 529 amino acids. The record is from RefSeq and is a predicted model, not a curated record.
AUGCUGCGCUCAUCUCUCUCGCCCUCUCUCAUCAUCGCCGCGGCGCUGCUGCGCACAAGCGCUCUGCCGCUUCCGACGCCGGCCCAGCGUCAGACGUCAGGCGCAUACUGCGACAACAAUGCCGCAGACCUCGCGAUGGUGAUUGAGGAGGGCAGAGAUCGGUUCGAGUCCGAGAUGACAGCGGUCUCGCUCCGCUGCGUUGGGUUUCGGUCCUGCGUCUCGCACGCCUUCGAGAAAGACCCCGGCUACUCUCCGAGCUGCGCCAAGUGUUUUGGCGACAUGGGCCAAUGCGCACGCGACCGAUGUUGGACCAAGUGUAUCUUCGGUCGCAGCCCGAAAUGCGAGAAGUGCUCGAUUGAGAAAUGCACGGGCGCCUUUCUCGCCUGUGUUGGCCCCGAGUCGGCGGAGGUGAUGAUUUCGGACGACGUCCGGGAGCAGCUAGGCUUUGGCGGCGAUGCCAUGGACGGCGAAACGGAAUCGGACGUCGCCAAGCCGCUCUUCACUGGCGAGUACGAGGCUGUGUCGCGUCAGUUCUUCGGCGCCUCGGAGCGAGGAGGGGAGAGCAGCUGCGCCAACGAGGCCGACCUGGCCGCAAUCGAGGAUUUGGGCAUGCAGGGCUUUGAGUCGACCAUGGAGAAGAUCUCGCUGCAGUGCGUCGGGCAGGGCGGGUGCGUGGCGGCCAAGUUUGAGAAGGAGACGGGCUACUCUCCCGACUGCGCCGGCUGCUUUGGCACAAUGGCGCAGUGCUCGCGGGACAAGUGUUGGUCAAAGUGCAUGUGGGGUCGCAGCAAGAAGUGCGAGGACUGCUCCACCACCAAGUGCACGCCGGCCUUCGAGAGCUGCGUCGGAGCACAGGCGGCCGCUGUCAUGAUGCCGAUGGAGCGAGAGGCGGGCGGACUCCCCGCGGCGGCGGCCCUCGACGCUGCGAUGGACCAGUAUGUCGCCCCGCUCGUCGGCGCUCCGUUGGCGGAGUUAGCCAGCUGUCUCUGCGCGCCGACGAAGCGGGAGGCGCUCCGCCGCGACGGUGGUUGGAUCGAGACGGAGAGUGAAGAGGGCUCGACCGCAGAGCGGCUGGCCCAGUUCGGUUUCAAGAAGUUGCAGCAGCUCGUCUGCAUCGCACUGCUCUCGCGACGCCGCCGCUCGCUCGCCUGGCUGCCGAGCUUUGACGAGAUCCACGGGCAUUUGCAGAAACUCCUCCCCUCGACGACCCGCGAUUUGGACGACUCGGCCGCCGAGGACGGGUGCGAGGCCCUCAAAGAGGCGUCUUUCGAGGGUGUCUCCUCCGCGAGGCUGCAGCUCGAGGCUGGGAUCCACUGGGAGGCGCUGGUAAAGCUCUCGGGCCUUGCGGAGGGAGAGGAGGGUACUCUUGCGAUGCGAUUUUGGGAGCCUCCGUGGGCCAAUCGCGUCGGGCAGCUCGACAUGACGCAGGCGACCCUCUCGACGCCGGGCGCUAAGCGCGACCUCAUCUCCUCGCCAGUGGCGCUGAGCGCGAAGCAUUUCCUCGAGUUUAUGGUCUCGUUCAAACGCGAGCACGAGCAGUCCUUCCACGACACCGCUGAGCUGAUGCUACUGCGCGGACGCAGGCAAUGA